GAACUGGGCGCAGUGUACCGCGAAACGCAGAUUCAUCUUCGUGAGGUUUGAAUUUUUACCUUUCACGCCUACUUUCUUAACGUCCGAUUCACAAUGAGCAAAGCACAUCAGCCGGAACUGAAGAAGUACCUCGACAAGCGACUCCGACUCAGGCUAAACGCUAAUCGAGAGGUUAUUGGUAUUUUACGCGGAUAUGAUGCUUUCAUGAAUAUCGUGCUUAGUGAUGCCUAUGAAGUUGCCAAGAAUGGAGAUCAAGUGAAAAUUGAUAUGGCAGUUGUCCGUGGGAACAGCAUCAAUAUUGUAGAAGGCGUUGAUCGUAUUUAAAUAAUUAUGUAUAUAUGGAUUUAUUUUAAUAAAUGCUUUAAUUCUUAUUUGUGUAAUUUUGUCCCAUUUUUAAAGUUAUUCAAUGAUGGUGGAUU
Molecule: messenger RNA, 419 nt
Organism: Trichobilharzia szidati
Lineage: Eukaryota; Metazoa; Platyhelminthes; Trematoda; Strigeidida; Schistosomatidae
Source: the annotation of a GenBank genome assembly